Molecule: messenger RNA, 2104 nt
Organism: Loxodonta africana (African savanna elephant)
Lineage: Eukaryota; Metazoa; Chordata; Mammalia; Proboscidea; Elephantidae
Gene: LSM4
Product: LSM4 homolog, U6 small nuclear RNA and mRNA degradation associated
Exons: 5
Coding region: 1178-1555 (125 amino acids)
Biological process (GO): P-body assembly; mRNA splicing, via spliceosome; nuclear-transcribed mRNA catabolic process
Cellular component (GO): spliceosomal tri-snRNP complex; P-body; U6 snRNP
Molecular function (GO): U6 snRNA binding
Source: RefSeq, a predicted model, not a curated record
CCCCAUUUGUGUCCCAGACAUUCCUUCUACCUGCUUGGUAGGGAGGGGACUGUCUUCCCUGGCUGCGCUGGGCCACGUGAUGCCCUGAGGGUGGCCGUCACGGGUGUGGGGGUCCCGCGAAUGCCAUAGGAGGAUGUCCAAAUUGUAUGGCCACAGCAGACAUUAGCCUCCCUCAGCUUUCCCCGGGGCCUGGCUGUGUCCCUAGCAGGUCCCUCUUCUGGGUGCCAGAUGCCCUGUGAAGUGAGGGGAUUGUGGCCUAACGUCCAUUCUCAGCCUCCCAGAGCCAGCCUGACAAGCUCCGUGCUGACGGUCUUGGAGGAGGGCCCGGUGUCUUCUAGGGGUCUCAUCCCAUGGAAUCCAAGUACCCCACAUACCAGGAAAGGCAGCACCGGGCUGCUCUCGAGGGUGGUGUCUGGAGUCCCUCUGACCUGUGGCUCCCACACUCAUUUUAAGCAGAGUUUCUCAGAUGAGCCGGUGUGGUGGCCACACCUGGGAAAUGUGGGAGUCCUUGGGUGGUGCAAACAGUUAUGUGCUUAGCUGCUCAUGGAAAGGUUGGAGGUUUGCAUCCACCCAGAGGUGCCUUGGAAAAAAGGCCUGGCAAUUUUUAAAAAUCAGGCAGUGAAAACCCUGUCGAGCACAGUUCCACUUUGACACACAUGGGGUUGCUGUGAGUUGGAGUUGACAGCAGCUGGUUUUGGGAAAACACAGCCGGGUCCACUGCCCUCCUCUCAUUUCACACGCGGCAGCCACCCCUGCUUCCUCCUUAUCUGGCCUUCCAGGAAGCCGGCUGAGGAAGUGGACUGGGGCCUGGCUUCCUGCUGGCGCUGCCGCCUCCCACAUGCAGCUCUUCUUGUGAGAGGCCUAGGAGUCCCCUCCAGCCCCUCCACUCGGCUGAGGAGGAACAGGCAGCAUCUCACAGGGCCACCCUAGAGAAGCCACCACCCACAGACCCCAGAGUGCUGGGACAGAAUGGGACUUCCCCCAGAGAGGGGCCUCUGGACCCAAAGGCAGGCUGGGAACCUCAAAAUCAGCAAGGCCAGGUGUGGCAAAGGCUUAGGCCCUGUUCUUUGUCUUCAUCAUACCCACCUGGAGUGGGCAGCAUCGGACUGGGACCACAGCUCCACUUCGGAGAUCAGAGCUCCCCUUGUCGUUGCUGAAGACUGCCCAGAAUCACCCCAUGCUGGUGGAGCUGAAGAACGGGGAGACGUACAACGGGCACUUGGUGAGCUGUGACAACUGGAUGAACAUCAACCUACGCGAGGUCAUCUGCACGUCCCGGGACGGGGACAAGUUCUGGCGGAUGCCCGAGUGCUACAUCCGCGGUAGCACCAUCAAGUACCUGCGCAUCCCCGACGAGAUCAUCGACAUGGUCAAGGACGAGGUGGUGGCCAAGGGCCGUGGGCGUGGUGGCCUACAGCAGCAGAAGCAGCAGAAGGGCCGCGGCAUGGGGGGCGCUGGGCGAGGUGUUUUUGGCGGCCGUGGCCGCGGCGGGAUCCCGGGCACUGGCAGGGGCCAACAGGAGAAGAAGCCUGGCCGACAGGCAGGGAAGCAGUGAGCUGCUCCUGCCCCAGCCACAGACUGGGGGGCCGUGCCCUGCUCCACCCUACCCCACGGCGGUAUGUUCCGCCCCAGCACUCACACCUCUUUAGAAAGAAGAGGCGGCAGGUGUCGGAAGAGUCUCUGUCUGCAUUUCCUUCCAGUCCUCUUCCUCAGGAAAAGCCCCGCCCCCCCCCCUUUUUUUUUGUUUGUACCAGCAGUUCCAGUUGCAGGCGUCUCUCAAUAUUUUUGGUUUUGUGAAGUUGCUUUGGGGCUAGCUGCUGCCCGGUUCCUGGGAGUCCUGUGUGUGACAUGGCCCCGAAGCCUGGUCGGUAUUUGUUAGCUCUGCAAGUAGAACGACCCCCGCGCAGGCUCUUUCUGCACCAAGCGUAGAUCCCAGUGCAGUGGCAAGCAAGUUUACUUUCAGCUGGGCACGCCGAGGUUAAUGGCAUCCCUCAAAACGCGGCCCCCACAUGGCCUUUUCCAAACACAUGGAGACCAGCACGUGCCCUAGAACGGCGUAUGGGAUCCCAUGUCAUGUUAUCAGAAUAAAGUCGGAGACACCCCA